This is a messenger RNA of Diabrotica balteata, 573 nucleotides long. The record is from the annotation of a GenBank genome assembly. Lineage: Eukaryota; Metazoa; Arthropoda; Insecta; Coleoptera; Chrysomelidae.
AUGUAUCGUGGUAAAUUCAUCUUAGAAGAUCUGUGUACAAAGAAAAAUGUUUUAGAUGAUUGUUCUCGUUCUUUAGCAGAAAACGAAAAUAACCAGCUCAAAGCAUCCACAUUGGUUUCCUGUAUCAUACAUUAUUUAGAGGAAAACUGUGUUACCGAUUCAAAAACGCCAGUAGUUAUUUAUUAUGAUGGAUACGGUUAUCAAAAUCGUAAUAAUAUCCUGGCCAACGCUUUACUAAACUUUGCUAUCAAACAUAAUGUGUUAGUGUUUGAAAAAUAUCUUGAACCGGGUCACUCUCAAAUGGAAUGUGACUCGGUACAUAGUAUGAUAGACAGGCGUCUUGAAAAUAAGGAAAUCCAUUUACCCAGUGACUAUGCUUCCAUUACAGAUCAAGCAAUGAAGGGAACUAAGCCAUAUAGAGUCAAAAUAUUAGACCAUACGUUUUUUAAAGACCAUUCAUCCUCCAACCACAUGCGAUAUUCCUCAAUCCGACCAGGAAGAAAAGCUUAUGACCCAACCAUUACUGAUAUAAGAUAUAUCAAAUACGAUCCAGUUGGGACCAUAGAAAUAUAA